AAAAUUUAUCGGAAGCUGCUGCCCUGACAUAAUCGGCUUUCAAGAAAAAGGUUCCAGCACAUUUCACAUCUGUCGCUUACAGAGAUGCAUACAUGAGAAGUAUGGCGCCAACUCCUACAAAUCGAGGAGGAAAGCCAACCCGUCCACGCAAAACCUUCAAUGCGCCAAAACGAAAGCGCGACGAUGUCGACGCAGAAAAAUUACAAGAAGCUGUCGCACAGCUCGAUGCGUCCCAAAAGGUCGCCUCAUUCACCGAUCUCCCACUGUCUGAACCGACCAAAGCCGGCCUCAAAGCUGCUCACUUCAGCGCGCUCACCGACAUUCAAUCAAGGGCAAUUCCCCUCGCAUUGAAAGGCUCCGACAUUCUUGGUGCGGCGAAGACUGGUAGUGGCAAGACAUUGGCGUUCGUGAUACCUGUUCUGGAGAAUCUGUAUCGCGCGCAAUGUGUGGGUGCUGAUGCUGGGCUCGGCGCGCUCAUCAUCACUCCAACCCGCGAGCUGGCAAUUCAGAUUUUCGAGGUCUUGCGUAAGGUCGGAGGCAAAGGUCAUCUCUUCGCAGCAGGGCUGGUGAUUGGUGGAAAGAGCUUGAAGGAGGAGCAGGAUGCCUUGGCGAGGAUGAACAUUGUAGUAUGUACACCCGGACGGAUAUUACAGCACCUCUCGCAGACGGCCGCAUUCAAUGUGGACUCUUUGCAGAUGUUGGUCCUGGACGAGGCGGAUCGGAUCCUGGAUAUGGGGUUUCAAAGGGAUGUUGAUGCGAUUGUGGAUUAUCUCCCGAAAGAUCGACAGACAAUGCUCUUCAGUGCCACGCAGACCAAGCGAGUGUCGGAUCUGGCCAGAUUAUCACUGAACAAGCCUGAAUACGUCUCUGUGCAUGAAACCGCAUCUUCAGCCACUCCCCAGACUUUGAAACAGAAUUACAUCCUCACACCUCUGCAGGAUAAGCUCGAUACCCUUUGGUCGUUUUUGCAGAACAAAGAGACGAAGAAGUCGAAAGUUCUGGUUUUCUUAUCUUCGGGAAAGCAAGUUCGAUUCGUAUACGAGUCGUUCCGACACAUGCAGCCCGGAAUCCCUCUAUUGCACCUCACAGGAAGGCAGAAGCAGACUGCUCGUCUGGAGAUCACGCAGAAAUUUUCCUCUGCGAAACAUAGCUGUUUAUUUGCUACGGACGUUGUGGCUCGCGGGCUAGAUUUCCCUGCUGUCGAUUGGGUGGUACAAUUUGACUGCCCGGAAGAUGCUGAUACAUACAUUCAUCGCGUGGGACGGACGGCGAGAUACGAGCGAGAAGGACGAGCGAUAUUGUUUCUCGAGCCGAGCGAAGAGGAGGGUAUGCUCACUCGACUGGAACAGAAGAGGGUGCCCAUCGAAAAGAUCAAUGUCCGUCCUGGCAAACAGAAGAGUAUCAAAAAUCAGUUGCAGGGAAUGUGCUUCAAGGACCCUCAGCUGAAGUACCUGGGACAAAAGGCGUUUGCGAGUUAUGUCCGCAGCCUGCACCUACAAAAAGACAAAGAAGUCUUUCAUCUCGAGAAAUACCCACUUGAGGAAUUUGCGGCCAGUCUGGGACUACCCGGUGCUCCCCGAAUCAAAUUUUUGAAGGCCGACGCAGAGGAAGCCAAGCGGAAAAAGAACGCUUCACGGCAAGCUACCAUGGUAGAAUCCGAUGAUCAGGCAAGCGAGGGAGAAGACGGCGAGGAUGCAAAGACCCGCAGCAAGACCAACGGCGUCCGCACGAAAUACGACCGCAUGUUCGAGCGCCAAAACCAAGACAUCCUCUCUGGCCACUACACCAAGAUGAUCCAAGACGAUGACGCCGCCGACAAUUUCGACGGCGAGCAGGUCGCCGACGACGACCUCUUCCACGUCAAACGCCGCAUCCCCGCCGACGAAGGUGACUACGACUCCGAUGCUCUGGAGGCGAGCAUGAGCGGCGGUGCCAAAGCCGUUUACAUCGAGGGCGCCACGGCGCCCAUCAUCCUGGACUCGAAGCGGCGCGAGAAACUGCUCAAAUCGAAAAAGGCCGUGGCGAAACUCAAGGCCAAAGGUACAAAGUUGGUUUUCGACGACGAUGGGAAUGCCCAUCAACUCUACGAGCUCGAAGAUGAGGAUGACUUCAAGGCUCUGGGAGCGGCGGAGGAGCAACGGCAGCAAUUCGUCAAAGAGGAAGCCGAGCGGGUCAAACGUGCAGACUUGGAUGAUAAGGCGCUUGCGAAGGACAAGAAGCGGGCGAAGAAAGAAAAGAGAAGGGAGCGAGAAAGGGCAGAGGCUGAGGGCGAUGAUGUUGAAGAUGAUGGGGAUGGUAGUGAGGGUGUUCAGUUUGGUGGUGGGGACGAGGAUGCUUUGGCGAAUUUCAUUAACGAUGCGAGAGGUUCCAGUGAUGGUGAGAGCGAUGGUGGGGUUGAUCUUCAUGGGGAUGAUGAUGAGGAAGAGGAACAGCCUGCGAAAAAGCAGAAGAAGUGGUUCCAGGAGGAAGGAAGGAGGAAGAAGGAUCUGUCCGGUGGUGAUCGGGAGAUUGAGACGUUGGAUGACCUUGAGGCCGAAGCUGCACGUCUGCUUGGUUGAUAAACCAUGGUUUUGCGAAGAUGUCUCUUCUCGUAUUAUCCUUUCAGUAUCGGAAAUAGUUCAAAUCCUACCCAACAUCAUGUCCCGAUCGAAGAUACUGUAGCUUAUAUGCAAUUGCCGUUCCACAUUCGAUUCU
This is a messenger RNA of Dissoconium aciculare CBS 342.82, 2694 nucleotides long. RefSeq names its product DEAD-domain-containing protein. The coding region runs from base 102 to 2558 and encodes 818 amino acids. NCBI's taxonomy places the organism in Eukaryota, Fungi, Ascomycota, Dothideomycetes, Mycosphaerellales, Dissoconiaceae. Gene Ontology annotation, cellular component: nucleus. The record is from RefSeq and is a predicted model, not a curated record. Gene Ontology annotation, molecular function: ATP binding; RNA helicase activity; nucleic acid binding. The transcript has a single exon. Gene Ontology annotation, biological process: rRNA processing.